Molecule: messenger RNA, 5512 nt
Organism: Nymphalis io (European peacock)
Lineage: Eukaryota; Metazoa; Arthropoda; Insecta; Lepidoptera; Nymphalidae
Gene: slo
Product: calcium-activated potassium channel slowpoke
Exons: 27
Coding region: 595-4149 (1184 amino acids)
Biological process (GO): potassium ion transport; transmembrane transport
Cellular component (GO): postsynaptic membrane
Molecular function (GO): large conductance calcium-activated potassium channel activity
Source: RefSeq, a predicted model, not a curated record
UCGAACUUAGUUCAGUCGGAAGUGAAACAGUGUAACGACAACAAAAAUCUUCGCAGUCUUAGUCCGCGCGAGUCCGUGAAGCAGAAAUGUCCGUUACGACUGAUUUAUAAGUGUGACAGCCUAUAGAAGACAUCAGAGAAAUACUGAAACGAUCCCAAUUAUUCGAGAACAGUGUGGAAAUAUAGCUUUGUCAUAAAUCCACCCCUAAAAGUGUCAAAUCAUUAAAUAAAUAUCCGAAACAAAUAUACGUAUUUCGGGGCUUUCACAGCCGAGAGACUUGAGAGGUAGGUGGGUUUACUCAAGAGCCGUGGCACGCGAGGUAAGGAGAUUUGGAAGCAUCGUCGAAGGUGGAAGAAGUGGUGGCGUGACGGAUUUAGAAGAGAAAAGAAGAGAAGGUCGCAGUUCGCGGGUCAGGAUGAGCGGACGGUAGCGGGCGCGCAGGCGCGGAUCGAUCGCGCGGCAUCGAACGGCGCGGCGGCCACUCGGCAAUCGGCCUCGUAGCUCGGCGCUUAGUCGCGCGCGGGCUGGCGUGCGAGCGCGCGCGUCUCUGCACGUGCAUGGCGCGCCUGUCUGGAUGCCUCGCGCCCUCGGGGAAUGGCUUCGUCCGAGGAAGAGGCGACAACCACGUCGAGCUCUGAAUAUGACUGCCUCAGUGUCCGAAAAUGGUGGUGCUUCCUGCUAUCGUCGAUCUUCACGUUCGCCGCUGGGCUCAUGGUGGUGCUGUUAUGGCGCGCUUGCGCGUUCGUCUGCUGCCGCAAGGAGCCCGAGCUGUCGCCGAACGACCCGAAGCAGAAGGAGCAGAAAGCGGCGCGCCAGGGCAAACAGGAGUUCGAGGGCACCUUCAUGACCGAGGCCAAGGAUUGGGCCGGCGAACUCAUCUCCGGCCAGACCACCACCGGACGAAUACUGGUAGUGUUGGUGUUCAUUCUGAGUAUAGCAUCGCUCAUCAUCUACUUCAUCGACGCGUCCAGUGAGGAGGUGGAGCGAUGCCAGAAAUGGAGCGACAAUAUUACCCAGCAGAUCGACCUUGCCUUUAACAUAUUUUUUAUGGUCUACUUUUUUAUACGAUUUAUAGCAGCUAGUGACAAAUUAUGGUUCAUGCUCGAGAUGUAUUCAUUUGUAGAUUAUUUCACGAUACCCCCAUCCUUUGUAUCAAUAUACUUGGAUAGAACGUGGAUUGGGCUAAGGUUUCUCCGAGCUCUACGCUUAAUGACCGUGCCCGAUAUUUUGCAGUACCUCAAUAUAUUAAAGACAUCGAGCUCAAUUCGUUUGGCGCAAUUAGUUUCUAUCUUUAUAUCGGUAUGGCUCACAGCAGCCGGCAUUAUUCAUUUAUUGGAAAACUCUGGCGAUCCAUUAGACUUCGACAAUGCACAAUCAUUGUCUUACUGGACGUGUGUGUACUUUCUAAUAGUCACAAUGUCCACUGUAGGUUACGGUGAUGUGUUCUGCCACACUGUACUUGGCAGAACAUUUUUGGUUUUUUUUCUCCUCGUCGGCUUGGCAAUGUUCGCUAGUAGCAUUCCUGAAAUUAUAGAGCUGGUAGGAAGUAGGUCCAAGUACAGUGGCGAGCUGAAGCGUGAACAUGGAAAAAGGCAUAUUGUCGUAUGUGGACAUAUAACGUACGAAUCCGUGAGCCAUUUCUUAAAAGACUUCCUACAUGAAGACCGAGAAGACGUGGAUGUAGAGGUUGUUUUUUUACACAGGAAACCGCCCGACCUGGAGCUCGAAGGCCUGUUCAAGAGACACUUUACCACUGUGGAAUUCUUUCAAGGCACCAUUAUGAACCCAAUCGAUCUACAGAGAGUAAAAGUGCACGAAGCUGACGCAUGUUUAGUAUUAGCCAACAAGUAUUGCCAAGAUCCCGAUGCGGAGGAUGCUGCGAACAUCAUGAGGGUCAUUUCCAUUAAAAACUAUUCAGAUGACAUCAGGGUUAUAAUCCAACUGAUGCAGUAUCAUAAUAAGGCCUACCUUCUCAACAUUCCGUCGUGGGAUUGGAAGCAAGGCGAUGACGUCAUCUGUUUGGCGGAAUUAAAGUUAGGUUUCAUCGCACAGAGCUGUCUAGCGCCCGGUUUCUCCACCAUGAUGGCAAACCUGUUCGCUAUGAGAAGUUUUAAAACGUCCCCCGACACGCAAGCUUGGCAGAACGAUUACCUGCAGGGUACGGGGUGCGAGAUGUACACGGAAACUCUGUCGACAUCCUUCACUGGAAUGAGCUUUCCACAAGCGAGCGAAUUAUGCUUCACAAAGUUGAAACUUCUGUUGCUGGCGAUCGAAAUCAAAGGGGAAGAAGGUACAGACAGCAAGAUCUCGAUAAAUCCAAGAAAUGUGAAGAUACAUGCUAAUACUCAAGGCUUUUUUAUCGCCCAAUCCGCGGACGAAGUUAAAAGAGCUUGGUUCUAUUGCAAAGCGUGUCACGAAGACAUCAAAGACGAAACUCUCAUCAAGAAGUGCAAAUGCAAAAAUUAUGUCGGAAUGAUGAUGAUGCAGACGGGGAUGGUGAAACAAAGUGUUAAUACAUAUCGAAAUGUCGACGUGGCUACAUUCAGGAAAGGCGUACGAGCCGUCCAGAUGGUUGGCCGGGCAAAUGACCACCAUCCUCCCCCCACCUUCACGCCGCCAGAGUUGCCCAAGAAGGUCCAUGUUCGAGGUGAAAUCGCUAGGGAGAGGGGAGAAGAUAUUAGUCUGAUAAAUCGUAAUCAUCGGAGUGCGGCUCCAACGACCCUGCUGUCUCCGAUGGCGAACCAGCUGAUGAACACUACGACCACGAGGCAAGUCAACAAGGUCAAACCCAAUGUCAACCGAGCACCGCCGGACACGAAUACGCAAGACCAAGAUACCAAUUACCAAGCCUAUCAUCUAGCCUACGAAGUGAAAAAACUCAUGCCAACGAGCAGAAGUAGUGGUGGCAAUCAAAAUAGCAAUGGUGUUAGUCUGCCUGCCGGCCUAGCAGACGACCAGAGCAAAGAUUUCGACUUCGAAAAGACUGAAAUGAAAUAUGACUCCACAGGAAUGUUCCAUUGGAGUCCAGCGAGAAAUUUAGAAGAUUGUAUAUUAGACAGGAAUCAAGCGGCGAUGACAGUGUUAAAUGGUCACGUGGUAGUGUGCUUGUUCGCGGACCCGGACUCGCCUCUAAUAGGACUCAGAAACCUCGUGAUGCCGCUGCGCGCAUCGAACUUCCACUACCACGAGCUGAAGCACGUCGUAAUCGUGGGCAGCGUCGAUUACAUCAGAAGAGAGUGGAAGAUGUUGCAGAAUCUACCCAAGAUUUCUGUUUUGAAUGGUUCACCGCUAAGCCGGGCCGACUUGCGCGCAGUGAAUGUGAACCUGUGCGAUAUGUGCUGCAUACUGUCAGCGAAGGUGCCAUCGAACGAUGACCCGACGCUGGCCGACAAGGAAGCUAUCUUGGCUUCGCUGAACAUCAAGGCGAUGACGUUCGACGACACGAUCGGCGUGCUGAGCGCGGGUGCGGCGGCCAACGGCGCGCCGCCCCCGCCCGGCGCCGCGCCCGCGCCCGUGCUGCUGCAGCGCCGCGGCUCGGUUUACGGCGCCAACGUGCCCAUGAUCACGGAACUGGUGAACGACAGCAACGUACAGUUCCUCGACCAAGACGAUGAUGACGACCCAGACACGGAGCUGUACCUGACGCAACCAUUUGCCUGCGGCACUGCAUUCGCUGUCAGCGUGCUGGACUCUCUAAUGUCCACUACGUAUUUUAAUCAGAACGCCUUAACACUUAUUCGAUCACUGAUUACUGGUGGUGCCACUCCUGAAUUGGAAUUGAUCCUCGCAGAGGGAGCUGGUCUCCGCGGAGGGUACUCCACGGCCGAGAGCUUGGCGAACAGAGAUCGGUGUCGAGUCGGUCAGAUAUCGUUGUACGACGGUCCGCUGGCGCAGUUCGGCGAGGCCGGCAAGUACGGCGACCUGUUCGUGGCAGCGCUGCGGACGUACGGCAUGCUGUGUAUCGGACUUUAUCGCUUUAGGGACACGUCGUCCUCGUGCGACGCGAGCAGCAAGCGAUAUGUCAUCACUAACCCACCUGAUGACUUUUGCUUGCUGCCGACGGAUCAGGUGUUCGUGCUGAUGCAGUUCGACCCGGGCGUAGAGUACCGGUCGAGCCGGCGCGCGGCGGGCAAGGACGACGCGUCCUGACUAUUGCUGUGCAGCGCCCUCACCGACGGGCCCUACUCCUACAUCUAGGGGCCUGGCGACCCUCGCCCGAGGACAAUCCUACCCUCCCGCCCCGACCUCCUCGACCGGCCACCUCUCCCGGACGUCGUCGAUAUUACCAGAUUUUAGUUAUCCAGCGAUACCUUCAGUUGUUAUUUUUAUUUCGCCCUCUUUCUUUUCUUUCUCACUUCCGAACUGUUUGUUAUACUUUUCUCUUCCUCUUUCUCUCCCAUUUCACCCAAUUUGAGUUGCCUGUGUCGCCAAUACCGGGUUUGAGUUUUUUUUUUAUUUUUAUUUUUGACGGCAUUUCCUUUCGGACACUGCACUGCAAAAUUUCACUCACUUCGAGCACUUAAUAGAAGAUUCUACAAGAUCCGUGUCGCUUCUCGAAAUAGUGUUUAGGGAUAAAUUUCCCUAUAAUACCGGGACUGUCUGUACAAAUUACACAGGAUUCUAUAUAAUGGAUACACGACACUUAUCGUUGGACAUUUACAGGAUAUCAGAGUGAUAGUAUUAGAAAAGCUUUCAAUUUCUCGGUAUAUUUUAGUCGUGAAUAUAGAUCUGGUCAUGUCCGUGAUAUUAGCUAACAGUCGUAUCGUAACAAAUGGCUCUAAUCGUGUACAUGUCCAUCGAUAAAAGCACUGCACACUAUUACACUUUCCAAACUGAGGGUAGGCAUACGGUGAUUUUAAACGAUUAUAAUCGAAUACAACAAGGACUAUGUAAUCAAAUGCUCAAUGUAAAAGAACCUUUUAAACUUUUAAUUGCACGAACGCCUAAAAUAUAUCAGGACAAAGUAUAAAUAUAAGGUACAUACUUGCAUAUAUAAAUUAUUGCUUCGUUUAGAUUUGUCCAUUCCUUAUCAAGUAGAUUACUUUUCAUAAUCACUAUUAAGGUUAUUUUUAAUUGAUAUUACGUAGAAAUAUAUUAAGCAUUUAAAAUACUCAUCGACUGAUUGAUGUGUUAACUUUCUCACUUUACAUAUAUACUUAUACAUUAUUAUAUUUUAUUUUGACACCUUUAUGAUUUUUCAUUGAAUUCUCACUGAAUUCGUCGUUUUUUAGAGUUUUUAAGGCUUUAUCGCUUUUUAUAAUGCACGGUAUGGUAGAAGUCUGCAUACAGUUCCAUUGCUCAUUGUCUUCUUUUUGAUAUUAUUUAGUUUCUUUUAUUAUUAUUAUUAUUGUAAUCAUAGUGUAGAUUGGUGGUGAACGCUUUAUUUUCUAUGUAUCGUGUCUAUGACUUAUGCACAGAAAAUAUUGACAUUUACCAAGUAUUAAGCUUCACCAUUAUUUUAGUUAAUUUUUUUUUUUUGUUUAUUUUUUUAAUAAAUAUUUUUUUUAAAGUA